AUGAGGCUAGAGCGCGGGCGGCGGGCUUCUCUGGCGAUCACCCUCAACUUUGUGGCGUUUGCUUUUGCCUUAUCAGCGGUGACCACCAGCUACUGGUGUGAGGGGACCAGGAAGGUGCCCAAACCCUUCUGCACAGGACCGCCGCUGAAGGUGAAGCAGUGGUUCUGCAUCCGCUUCAACAGCUCCAACAUCAACGACACCCGGUUGGUCCAGUACAUCUUUGAGAGCGGAGAGGAGAAGUUUCUUUUGAGGAAGUUCCACACAGGAAUAUUUUUCUCCUGUGAGCAGGCCGCCGACAUGAACGGGUUUAACUGUCGAGACUUCUCAGAGAUUGCGCCAGAACAUGAAAGAGGGGUCCUAUGGUUGUGUAUCGUGGCUGAGAGUCUGUACCUUACCCUGCUCUGCACAGGCGGGGCUCUGAUGAUCCUAGAGCAAUGCCCCUGCUUCAGUAUCAUGAACAAACUGAAGCUCAGUGCCUUCGCUGCCAUGUGCACUGCCCUGUCAGGCCUUUGUGGGAUGGUGGCCCACAUGAUGUUUACCACCAUAUUCCAGCUAGCGGUCGCUAUGGGACCAGAAGACUGGAGGCCCAAGACCUGGGACUACAGCUGGUCUUAUAUCUUAGCGUGGGGCUCUUUUGGCACCUGCAUGGGCUCUGCAGUGACGGCGCUCAACAGGUACACAAAGACCAUCGUAGAGUUUAAAUACAAGCGGCGGAACAUCGAGAAGAGCCUGAUGAUCAAGCAGAAGAUGUUGGAGCAGGACCUCCCCGAGCAGAUGUGGGACAUGUACCUGACCGCUGACGCCGAGGCACAGCUAGAACUGCCGGUCAACGGCCACAAACCCUCCACAGGAACAACAUAUGUGGUGGAAAUGGACCAUGAACCAGAACCACAAGGAGAGGCAUAUUGCUAAAAAUGGAGUCCCCGCCCCCGUGCCCCACUGGAACAGUUUUCGGGGCUGAUUUCCUGGACCCAGAUUGACUUGUUCCUGGAUUUAAAUUCCUAAUACAGGAGCUAUAUUUGUUUGUUUUGUUGCCACACAUUGAAUGUGUGUCUGGGAGGACAGAGCCCAGAUUUUUCUUCCGGAAUUAAUGUAACAUGGUCGGCUUUGACACGACACGCAUUUCAUCAAAUCUUUCCAUGUGGGAGGAAGGGAAGAGGGCUGCAAUUUCAACGUCUUCACACUAAUCUGUGACAAGCUGCAUGAUGUGCAGGCUCCUGCUGCUGCUGCACAGAUCCUUUAUAUUAUGUCUCAUGUUGUCAUCUUUUGCUGAAUUGGCCUUUUUUAACUCAAGUUGCAUGAAAAUGUUACUCGUGUUGCUUUCUGGGAUGAGGCUUGGUCACCUACCUCACCUAGUGAGAUCAUUACUGUACUAUACCAUCAUGGAAGGAUUACUGAAUGGGCCUACUGGGCACAGGCAAAGGGGCCCAAAAUGGGUUGCCCAAGGGGUCAAGGGACUGUUAACACUUCUUGUUGGAAUGUCAAUCAAAUGACUACAGAUUGACACAAUAUAACUAUAGAGAGACAUAAAAAGACCACAAAGACACACAAAACAAUCAGAAAGGGGUGUGAAGCCACCACAAAAACACCCUAAAUGACCAAAGACAGAUGCAAAAUGACCACAAAGACACACAAAACAAGCACAAAGACCAAACAAAACAAGCACAAAGACCAAAAAAAACAAGCACAAAGAGACAAAACAACAUCUAAGAGACAAAUGACCACAAAGACACACAGAAUGACCACAAAGAGAGACACAAAACCACCACAAAGACACAAAGAGACUCAAAACAACCACAAAGACACACAUUAUGACCACAGAGAAAUAUAGGGCAACCACAAAGACACAAAAAACAAUCAGAAAGACACACAUUAUGACCACAAAGACACAAAAAACAACCACAAAGAUACA
Molecule: messenger RNA, 1912 nt
Organism: Sebastes umbrosus (honeycomb rockfish)
Lineage: Eukaryota; Metazoa; Chordata; Actinopteri; Perciformes; Sebastidae
Product: germ cell-specific gene 1-like protein
Exons: 5
Coding region: 1-912 (303 amino acids)
Cellular component (GO): plasma membrane
Source: RefSeq, a predicted model, not a curated record